AUGGAAUUGACAUUCCUGACUGAAACGGGGAACACAUUCACAGUUGAAAUCGACCCAAACAUGGAGAUGCAAGAUGUAAUGGCUUUGUUAGAAGCGGAGUCUGGCAUACCUAUAGGCGAACAAAGCAUUUCCUACGAGGACAGAGAUCUACACAACCCCGGGGCGACCAUCAACCAGCUUGGUGUCCGAGGCCCGUCUGCAACUCUGUUACUUCGACGGAGGGUUGUUAACUCGGCUGGACAAACUAUCGAGCAGGACUCGGAAAUGAUGCGAUUACAGCUGCUCGGAGAUCCUGACCUCAUGGGACAACUCCAGCAGGCACAACCCGAGCUCGCGCAAGCAGCCCAGUCAGACCCGGCCCGCUUCGCUGAGCUCCUUCGCCAGACACGCGACCGGCAGGAUAACCUAGAGAUGGAGCGCCUACGCGAAAUCGAAACCCUGAAUGCCGAUCCCUUCGAUGUUGAGGCUCAACGAAAGAUCGAAGAGGCCAUUCGCCAGCAGGCAGUCAUGGAGAACAUGCAACAUGCAUUGGAAUAUUCUCCAGAGAGCUUUGGGCGAGUUCAUAUGCUUUAUAUCCCAGUCGAGGUCAAUGGUCACCCUGUGACAGCAUUCGUUGACAGUGGAGCUCAACAGACGAUCAACUUGGAGAAGAACGUUCUGCGGAUACAAGGUCGUGAAGUCAAGUUCCUCUCGGAACACGAAUUGCCGGACAAAGCUCGCGACUUCGGCAGCGGCGAGCCUUCGGAGACAUCAAAUCAACCGAGCGGGUCGUCCGCAGGCUCCUCGUUCCCUGGUGGUGGCAACACCUUGGGCGGCGCGCCUGCUCAGAACCUCGGCCGACCGAAUGCUGGCCAUUCGCGUCAUAGCUCAUCGGAAUACCCAGAAGCACAUAUCACGAUGUUAAUGGACCUUGGGGCGACAAGAGAGGUCGCGAUUAGCAGCUUGAAGGCAGCUGGAGGAAACAUAGACGUUGCAGCUUCCCUCUUGUUUUAG
Messenger RNA from Pleurotus ostreatus (oyster mushroom), 993 nucleotides. RefSeq names its product DNA damage-inducible protein 1 (gene DDI1). The record is from RefSeq and is a predicted model, not a curated record. The transcript has 6 exons. NCBI's taxonomy places the organism in Eukaryota, Fungi, Basidiomycota, Agaricomycetes, Agaricales, Pleurotaceae. Gene Ontology annotation, biological process: proteolysis. Bases 1 to 993 code for a protein of 330 amino acids. Gene Ontology annotation, molecular function: aspartic-type endopeptidase activity; protein binding.